This is a messenger RNA of Pieris brassicae (large cabbage white), 2736 nucleotides long. RefSeq lists its product as uncharacterized. The coding region runs from base 166 to 1308 and encodes 380 amino acids. The record is from RefSeq and is a predicted model, not a curated record. Lineage: Eukaryota; Metazoa; Arthropoda; Insecta; Lepidoptera; Pieridae. The transcript has a single exon. Gene Ontology annotation, molecular function: metal ion binding.
UAUGGCUACCGUUUAAUAUUUUGUUUGGGAAAUGAAUACCCGUAGAUUUGUCAUUUGACACCAUACGCAACAGCAUAAACGGACAAUUAAUAGUUUUUAUAUAUUAAAUGUGAUGUUAUUUAAUGUUAAGUGAAAUUCACUCAUUUUUUUUAUUUUGACUCGUAAAUGCAGAAACCCUGCAAUAAUGCUAAUUUAACCCGUCGAAUCAGUGUUCAGGAGGAAUUAAUUAACAGCAAUUCAUCACCUUCUAUCAAAAACAUGAAGAAAUUCAUACAAUCCAAAAUAAACCAUACGGAAAACAUUCCGAAUCAGGUUGCUGAAACCACAGCACCAUCGCCUGCCGAGAAGAAACCCCACGUCUCUCCUGCAAAUGUACAGCCACCAUUACCAUUAGUGCCUCCACCGCCUGACAUACCGUGGACUCCAGUGAAAGUAAAAGAGGAAGUCGAAGAUGCCGAGUAUAAGCUGGAGUUUAAAUAUGAGGCAAAAGAAGAAAAAACUGAGCCAGAAGAUGUUAACCCUCGCGAAGUAUGUCGAGACUUUAUACGUGGCACAUGCAAGCGUAUUGGUCCGUGUAGGUACGCUCAUAAGUAUGAUCUAUCUCAGCUUGUUGGGGUUUUUACAUUCUGUCGAGAAUUUCAAACUAAACGCUGCACGUAUCCUAAUUGCAAAUAUGUGCAUGCUGAUGUUUUUGAGGAGCAAAACUUUUAUCGUACAGGAUACUUACCUCCUCGUGCCUUUGCCCAUCAAAAAAAAGCUCCCGAGGUUACAAAUACUACCACAUCUACCUCAGUCACCAUGACCCCAAUGAUCCAAACUCUCGCACCACCACCCCCACCACCAGAACCAGAAGAACAGCAGUCUCAUCUGCCACCCGAGUUUGGAUUUUCAAAACCUCCACCUACAUUGCCUGAUAAUUUAUUAAAGGAGUAUGCAACUUUGCAUUCUACUGACCCCAUCAUAGAUAUGGUUCAAUCCAACCCUCUGAAACGUUCGUGGAAUUCUUUGGACAGAUGUGGGUUAUUAGAUCCAGAACUAAGUCCAAGUAAUCCUAAGAAAUGUAAAAACUGUGACAUACUAGAGUUUUGUCUCCAACACAGCAGGAGCAAAUUACAGAAAAUCAUUGUUAGUUCUGAGGCUUUGAAGGUUAAGAGUGACAAAUUAGAUCGUAAGAUUGCCAAAUUAGAUGCUAUUCUUAUGAAAGUCUUACGACCAAAUCAGUCACCAUUUUUGUCAAGUGCUCGUGACUUGCAAUAUAGUAGAGAUAUACUGUCGUGGGAAAAAAUUUCUGCAUUGUGGAAUUUAUAGAUGAAAAAUCUUACAGCAACCCUGGUGGUUAUGGUUAAAGAUUUUAUGUGCAUCUUACUAAGAUUAGGAUUAAUUACUCAAUCUAAGGAUAGAGACAAGUAGCGAUACGGGAGUGCUAUUCAAAAUACUAAGCUUUUAGAUUAAUGACCAAAUCUCUGUAUGUGAACUAGGUAGGCAUAAUGUUAACAUAGGUAUAUUUAAUAUAGUAUAGUGUUUGGUAAAUCAAACACCUACGGUCUAUUCAUAAGAUAAAUAGUAGUAACAACAUACUACUAGUGUACUAUAUGUUUAUUAUAUUAACAACCAUAUAGCUACAGUAAACUAAGCAUACAUUAGCUUAUUUUUUAUGUGAUUUACCCUUAACUAAUAUCUAUAUGUUCAUUAGAUAAAUGUUCCUACAACAUAAAUUUAUAUUUAUUACUUAUUUGAAUGGACCAAAUUAUAAACUUACAUUUGCUUACUUCUAUUAAUUUUAGUGUGGUUUUUAAAUAUUUUAUUUGGGUAUUACAUAUCAUUAGCUUAUUACUAUGAAUUCUUAGAUAAAAACAUUUUAAUUCAUCUAAUUAUAAUUUUGUGGCAAGCGUUUUAUAUUGUUAUUUGACAUUUUCUUUGUUUACUAGGAGGCAUAGUUCUGCAUUUAUUCAUUAAUUAUGAAAUCACAUUAGUAACCACAGGUAGCCAAAUAGCAUGUUAUACAGAAUUCUCUUGAGCCUAUUCAUACUAAAUCAUGAGUAAAGUACUCAUAAAGUAAAAAAGUUAAUUAUGUAAAGUAAAGUAGGUGUAAGAAAAUUAAAACCCUGUUUUUUUUAAUAUAAUUAAUUAUCUUUUAUUUAAUUAAAAAAUAGUAAUACAUUGGUUCUAGUUUUUAAUCUUCUGGUAAUUUUUGUUUAAUAGCAAUUUUAUAAACACAUUACAUGCAUGUUACAACUAUGUUUAGCCAUAACAUUAUCUUUUUUUAUUAUUCUGGUGCUAUGUGUCCACAGUGGACAUCUUUAUAAUGCGAUCUAUAAAUGUAUACCCUCAACUUAAUGACCAAUUUUUUUUAGAUCACUCAAUAAUGUUAAAUAUUCAGUAUCAAUGUUUCCUUUCUUUAAUUUGUCCAUAAACAUACACACAAAAUCGUAAUGUUGCUUAUUUAAACGUGAAUACCUUUUUGACAAUGAGUUAAUUUUUUUUAAACGUCUGGAGGAAACUUUUUUUACUUUUUCUAUUUCUCUUUGUAAUUUUGAAAUAGUUGCUAGAUGUUGAUAGCAUAUAGGCUUCAAAGAUUGCUGUUUAUUUUUGCUAAUUUGGUAUGAAGAAUCCUAAAAACAACAAAAAUAGAUAAUGGUGAAACUGUACUAUUGUGUAGUAAUAGAAUUUUUGUAGAUGAGUCUGUAAAUUAUGUGUAAUAUCAUAAUUUUUGAAAUAAACUUCUAUUACUGUAAA